AAUCAACCAGGUCAUUCAUUUCAUGCUACACAAAACCUUCAUAAAAAACAUUAAAAACAUUUUUCAAAAAGCAGAAAAACAUUAUAAACAUUAAUCUCUCUCUUUCUGGCAUUCUCAUCAUUUACAUUUCAUUUCACAUAUUAAAAUCAAAUCAAUCACCAACCUUUCUCAGAUCUUCAUCUUCCUCAUCUUCCUCCUUUGAGCUUCAUCAUAAAAAUGAUCGGAUCUCGUCUCCGCAUCCACCCAAUCACCACCGUCACCUCCAUCACCGCCGAUCACACAAAUGCCGCCACCUCCCGCUCCCUCCCUCACUUCAUCUCCUUCGAUUUCUCCCCCAUUCACCUCCCUCUCCUCCGCUCCCGCCGCUUCCGCUUCUCUAAACCCAAAUCCUUCCUCAUUUCCUGUAAUUCAUCUCCCAUCAGAUCCAGCUCCGGCGAUCAUCACCACAACCACAACGACACCGAUUUUCUCGAAGCUUCCCUCCUUCUCUCAGAAACAACAACACACUAUGGUAUGUGGAGACACCGUUUUCAAGAUGAGUUUCAAUGGAAAUCACCCGUCUCAUCAUUUCCACAACAUACCUCAAGAACGGAUAAUAGUUUGUUAAGACGAGAAGUUCUAAAGAAUUUUCAGAAUCCCACCAUUUUUCUCAAGAUUUCUUGUGAUGGAGACUAUGUCCUUCCCAUUGUUGUAGGAAAGAUUGCUAUUGAAAAGCUUAUAGAUGCUGAAGUUGAAGAUGAAAGUGGGGAUUUUCCGGAUCAGUUCCAGUUUGUGAAAAAUCUAGUUGAAAGACUAGAUCAUGAAGUGGUAAUGGUGAGAAUUACAGAGAGAGUAGUCAGUACUUACUUUGCCAGAUUGUACCUUAGUCAGCCAGGGAAAGGUGAUAUUAUUAGUGUGGAUUUACGUCCCUCAGAUGCCAUUAAUGUUGCAAAUAAAUGCAAGGCUCCAAUAUAUGUAAGUAAAGAAAUUGUUUUCACAGAUGCUAUAAGACUCGGCUAUGGAAUGGGAAGAGUGCAAAAUAAAAAGGCUAUUUAUGAUGUAUUACUUGACAGUCCCGUAGAUGGUCCAGAUUCGGUAGCUCAAGAACUAAGUAUGAUGCAUAAUAUGCAUUUAGCCAUCAAACAUGAAAGAUUCAAAGACGCAGCUAUAUGGAGAGACAAACUUGAAAAUAUUCGUAAAUCAUCUCAGGAGCACUAAUUAGGUGGUGAUGAAGGGUAAGUUCUGAAGAGGAAAGUGUAAGAUUAUCUUUUCCUGAUAAUUUUUCAACAGGAAUAAAUUUAAGUGUAAGUUACAGAAAUGAAGCAAAAUUGUGUGUUGUACAGCUGUGAAUUAGAGUCCUUAACCUUAGUUUUUGUACAUAUAAUCAAAUGUAUUAAGGCCUAAAAUCUGUGGAAGAUUGUUACUUCCACCGAUACUUGAGAGAAUUGCAACACAAUUGAGUAUGUUUGCAAUCUUUGACAUGAUGAUCAUUAAAUGAAAUUAUGAAAAGAUUAUUAGUGAUUACAAGAA
Messenger RNA from Vicia villosa (hairy vetch), 1509 nucleotides. Its product is annotated as bifunctional nuclease 2. Gene Ontology annotation, molecular function: protein binding; nuclease activity. Gene Ontology annotation, biological process: protein ubiquitination. The record is from RefSeq and is a predicted model, not a curated record. The coding region runs from base 217 to 1197 and encodes 326 amino acids. The transcript has 10 exons. Gene Ontology annotation, cellular component: nucleus; VCB complex. Lineage: Eukaryota; Viridiplantae; Streptophyta; Magnoliopsida; Fabales; Fabaceae.